UUUUCUGACAGAAUCAGCAAUGUUGUGGGUAGUAUCACGGUAAAUGGCCGUGAACGUAAUCUGCGAAAAUUCCGCAAGAUGUCUUGCUACAUCAUGCAAGACGACCACCUCCAUCCUCAUCUCACUGUUAGUGAGUCGAUGAGUAUUUCUGCCAACCUAAAGUUAGGUGAUAGAAUGAAAAGACAAGAAAAGGAGGAAGUGAUUAAUGAAAUCUUGGAAACACUAAGCUUAACAGAAUGCAAAGACACAAGAGCGAGUAAUCUGUCUGGUGGGCAGCGCAAGAGGCUGUCUAUUGCAUUGGAGCUUGUGAAUAAUCCUCCAGUGAUGUUCUUUGAUGAACCAACUAGUGGUCUGGACAGUAGUAGCAGUUUCAAAUGCAUCAACUUGCUCAAGACUUUAGCACAAGGAGGCCGCACUUCAUAUGCACCAUCCAUCAGCCUUCUGCUAAGCUGUUUGAAAAAUUUUAAAAAUCCCUUUUCGCCCUAG
Molecule: messenger RNA, 486 nt
Organism: Cherax quadricarinatus
Lineage: Eukaryota; Metazoa; Arthropoda; Malacostraca; Decapoda; Parastacidae
Source: RefSeq, a predicted model, not a curated record